Messenger RNA from Diaporthe batatas, 4599 nucleotides. RefSeq lists its product as uncharacterized. The transcript is spliced from 3 exons. NCBI's taxonomy places the organism in Eukaryota, Fungi, Ascomycota, Sordariomycetes, Diaporthales, Diaporthaceae. Bases 971 to 3199 code for a protein of 742 amino acids. The record is from RefSeq and is a predicted model, not a curated record.
UUAAUAGAGAGCGUCAGCAGCAGUGGCAGAGUGGCAGUCACCUCCCGGGUUGCUGCCCCCUGAGAGGUGCCGAUCCACAUAAUCUCGGCAGCCCACCUGGAUUUUAUUUGGAAGUGGAUGGGUUCGGUGAUAUCCCCUGGGGCAAGAGAAGCACCGACGCUAAUCUACAGGCGAGAUUAGGCGCUCGCAAUUGUGCGUUUCAUUGACUUGUGCAGCACUUGUGCAGGUGUUUGGCUCAGCUCCGCACGCCCCUGUCCCUGACAUGCAAGGCACAUCAGCCCUCUGAUUUGCCCGUCCCGCAAACGCUCAGGGGCCCCCGGCACAGAUUGGAUGAACAUUUGACGAUGCCUCAGAGCCCCCGUCCCCCGGUCUCCUUCUCAUUUCCCCGACCCGCUCUAUCUUGGGUGUCGCCGGUGCGUGCUGUGUGUUGGUCCUGGGCCUGGGCCGCUCUUCUUUGAGCCGCCUCCUCUUCUGCCGCCGGGUCGAUCACUGUUUUGUCUCUCUUUCCUGCUCCUCAUCAGGAUCCCACUCCUCUUCUCACCUUCGACCUUGCCUUGGCGUGAAGCUUUCACCGAGAGGACUUCGAUGCUUGCACCAGCCUCAUAGUCGUCGUCCUCCGCCUCGCAAGCCUGCCAGCAGGUCGCACAUUCGUUACGAGCGGUCCUCAGUCCCUAAGUCACUCAUUUUUAUAUAGUCGUUCCAUCUUUUUGUUGAACAGCCGCUCCUUUUCCAUCCCAAGGCACCUGGAGUUUGUCCAUUGCCUCAUUCCUCACCCUGCAAGCCAGCCAGCCCUUCUGCCGAAGUUAUUACACCCCGGUCGCCCUCCACCGUCUCGACGACAAAGCCUUAAUAUCUGCAGGAUCGAUUGUCUUCUGCUACGACUCGGCCGUAAACAAACAGCAAAAAGCCCACCUCACCUCACCGAAACUACCUGACCCCCCUGGCAGAGCUGGUGUUUAAUAGCGCAAACAUGGACGGAAUCAACUACGUCCAUCAUCUGGGCCCCAGAAUACCCAUGCGGAGGAGUGUCGCCAUGCAGCCUGGGCACGAGACCGUGGCAAGGGCUUGGAACGUCGUCCCUAGCCGUGUGGUUGGACGAUCGUCAAGCUCUGAGGACUGCAUCGAGAGCCCCUCCUCUAACACAUGCGAGAAGCCCACCAACCUGAACGUGUCAACGCAGAUCACCGUCGGUGUCUUGGUUCCGGUGGUGGUGGUUUUUGCAUGUGUCAUCUUUUACUUCCACCGCAGGAACAUCAAGCGCCAGGCCAUGGAGGAUGCUAAUGAGGCUCACAAGUCGUUGGACUUUGGUGCGGGAGAUGGUGGAAGUUCAAAGUCAAAGCGCAAGAGCGCUCUGGGUCUUGGUGGUGAGAAGUCAAAGAAGACCCGUGGUCUGUCACUGGACAUGAACCUUUCGAGCCCCUACCUGCUGCCCGAGAACGUCCAAGGCUCGCGGGAGUCGAUGAACUCGCUCGCCAAGACACUGCACCAACCCGACGACCCAUACCGACCGAUCGCUACCUACAUGAGCGAGACAGGCUCCAUCCGCUCCCUCGAAAAGUCCGGCCGAUACGCUCCCUCGGUCACGACAUCCUCGACAAAGCGCGUCUCCGGCGGGCGCCAGUCGUACGCCUAUCCGAAGUCUCCCGGCUACCCACAGCCCACUCCUCUCCGACAGAACUCGUACCCCAAGUCGCCCUCUCCUCUGACCCCCAGUGCUUCGUCGUCAGUCACUGCCGUUGAAUCUCCGUCCUCCGACCUUGCACCGUCGGUUCCCGGAAAGGAACACACGGUCCCGGAGCAUCAGCCUAUGCCGCGUCACGACACUUCUUCUCCCACCCCUGUCAUCCCCGAGAUCCGACAACCGGCUCCAGUGGCACAGAGGGAUGCCCCUGAGCCACCCAAGACGCUGAACAUGCCCGAAUUCUCAAACCACGGCAGCAAGGAAUCGGUUGAUGAGCUCGCAAUCCGGUCAACCACGGACAGCAGCAUCGGUCUUGGUGUGCUGGGCGGUCCUCAAGCCCCCAAGCAAAACUCGCCAAUGGCUGAGGUUGCCGUCAAUGCGGGCCCUGGUCACCAAAGCGUUAGUGCCGCAAUCGAGUAUAGCGAGGACUACGCCGACUACGGCUUCCCACCGGCGAUCGAGGAGCCACAAGAGGAGGAGCGUGGACGUGGGCGUGUUCGUGAGAGUGCUCUCGGUGUUCCCGCACAGAACAGCAACCGCUUGUCGAUUGGAUUCCGCCCUCUGCCGCCAGAUGAGGUGAUCGAGUCUGAGGACCCAGAGACGCGGGCCAACCGCAUUCGAUCCUUCUACAAGGAAUACUUCGAGGACAAGGACCCCAGCAAACAAACACAGUACGCCGCGGGUGCUGCAAACCAGAUGGGGGAUGGCGCCUACUUUGACCCUGAUUCCAACCAGUUCAUCAUGCCUUAUGCGCAGCCCGUUGGCCGUCGUGCGAUGACGCCUCCUCCAUCUGGAUCCCGCUUCCCCGGUCCGCGAGGCCCUGGACCCCGCGGACCUGGGCCCAGGGGUCCGGGAUCGCCCGGCCCCAGAGGCCCAUUCCGCGGCCGGCCCCACGCCGGCUCCGUCAGCGGCAUGAGCAUGCCACGUGCCGGCUCUGCCAUGUCCUUCGGCCCUCGACCUGACUCCUCUGCAUCCGGCCGUGCUCCUCGCUCCGGCUCCGCCAUGUCGGCAAAGCCCCGCAAGCCCAUGCCGCCCCCUGCUGCCCUGAACACCCUGCCCACACCGUCUAAACUCACGGACGACCACUUCUCCCUCAUCAACGCCGCCGACUUCGCUCCUCCAGAGUCAAUGAGCGAACGCGUGGCCGGAAGGUCUCAGAGCCCUCUCGGCGAGCGUCGCCAGUAUGCACCCAAGGUUCCCGCUGCUUCACCUCUAGUGAGCACCUUCGACGAGAUGGCUGCGCUCCCUAGCCCUCACGUCCUGCGGAAGUCGAGCACGUUCACUGGUCUUGACUUUGCCCCGCCACGCAAGUUCAAGGACCCCGACGCGAUGAGUGACGCGGGCUCUAUCCGAUCCAACCGCAGCGGUGUGUCCCAAGCAGCCAGCUACGCCAUGCGCAGCGGUGCCGGCCGUGUCAGCCGUCUGCCGGGAGAUGUCAUCUUUACCCAGGACGCAGCAAUGGAGUCACUGAAGCCGUCGUGGAACAUGGGUGGCGUAGACACGAAGAAGGGGCCCUGAACAGGCAACCCCAAGCGGACGGUUGAUUGUACAUAUGGCACAACCCAGACUCUUGAGGAGCUCAUAGAAACUGCUUGACAACGGAACUAGGUGUUUUUAUGGCGCGGCGAAUUGGCAGCACUGGCGAAUCAAAGCAUAGGGCCAGGUCAUAUAGACUGGCCCGGUUGCAACGGAGUUGAUGAUUUGGAUUGACGUUUUGUUCGUUUUCUUCUUGCGAGGGCUUACCGCCACCACAAAGCGACAAAUACCCUACAACAACAUAGUGGUUAAUGUCUGCUCCUGCCCGCGGGUAGAGAUGGUCGCAGCCUGUCAUGACCUGGUCGGUCUUACCUGGCACGAACUGCAUCUAUAGAGGAGUGUAUCUCGGGAGAUUUCUGUGUUUUAUUUAAUUAUUAACAAUGGUAAAAAGACUUCUAAAGAGACCCGCGUGUCUCUUGCUCUAUUCCUUUGGCCUCCGGGUCCCCUGAUAUUUUGCAUCCCUUGGCACUUCCGAGACCAGCCGUGGACAUGGAGGUCGCUGACAGAGAGUUUCUGCCGACCGUCACAAGCUCUUUUGGCGUUCCGAGUCCACGAUUGCAGCUCUCGGCCGCGAAUCAUCAUGAGUGGACGGCGAACACGCCAUGGCGAAAGCAUAUUCACCAUCUUCAACGUUGAAUCACACGUUACCAUAGGCUUACUGCCACACCAGCCAUCGAAACUCUGUUUUGCUUAGUGAGGCAGCCUGGCGAAUGCCAACGAGCCAUUCAAAGUUCCGGAUCUGGCCACUAGCACAUUAGCCACAUGCGGGCUUGAACGAUCGUCGGGGGUUCACUGUCAACAGUUGCGUACCCCUUUUCACUACUACUUUCUGUACUGGCGUGGAACCCGUCUACCGUCACAAUAUGAUGUCGGCUGAGAAAUGCCCUCUCCUCUCUGGAAUUUGACCGGUUUGCAGGGUGGCAGACACCCCUGGGCCGGUGUUUGCCUAUCGACGGUCGACUCGACCCCUUACCCUUGGGGUUAUGACGUGAAGGGGCCUGGGGGGCCUAUAGGUACUCGGCGUUAUUGGUUCUGAGAUACUUGGAACAGAAGAGCCCGACCCAGAUUCUGGCCUUGCACAAUAUGAUUAAUGAGAUAAUGCGAAACGUCAUCUCUUCUCCGUGGUGGUUUUCUCACAUAUCUAGAUGGCUUUGGGGAUGUGAACGCCUCCGGCCAGUCGAAGACAAGGGAACGCGGAGAAGGGGCGAGGGCUCGAGUAAGGCAGUGAGUGAAGCAAGCCCCUCAGGUGCGACUCCAGCAUGUCUCCGUUGACAGUUUGACCUACUACGUAGGGCAGGAGGCCAACUGCAUCAUGGUCAACUCUGUACAAUCACCUCUGAGGUCUGGGGAUAGCAGUACAUGUUUCUGAGAUGACCGGCCGA